GACUCAAAAGUCGGUCCGAGAGUGGGAGGAGAGAGAGAGAGAGAGAGCGAGAGUGAGAGAGAGAGAGCGAGUUCGCCGGAUGGAGAAGAGGGUGAUGAUUUUCUGCGCAGCCGCGGGCUUUCUUGGCCUUCUCUCUGCUGCUCUCGCCUUCGCCGCAGAGGCCACAAGGAUCAAGAAUUCCAAUUUACUACAUUUUUGGAGUGCCGCAUCUUUGUGCUCUAUAUCCCUACUUCAGGUUUCUGAUGUGGAAACAACAACGCUAGGUGAAUGCAGAUACCCAAGGAGCCCAGCAUUAGCUCUUGGUCUUAUAGCAGCAGUGGCUCUUAUCAUAGCUCAGGCCAUCAUAAACACUGUAGCUGGGUGUAUAUGUUGCAAGAAGUAUCCAAAUCCAUCAGACACAAACUGGACAAUAGGGUUGAUCUCUUUUAUUGCUUCUUGGGUUACUUUUAUAAUAGCCUUUGUUCUGUUGUUGAGUGGUGCUGCCCUAAACGACCGAUGGGGACAGGAAAGGAUGUAUUUUGGCGAAUUCUGCUACGUUGUCAAGUCUGGAGUAUUUUCAGGAGGGGCAGUACUAUCUCUUGCAAGUGUUGCUCUUGGGAUUGUUUAUUACAUCUCAUCGGUGUCAUUAAAGAAUGUGCAGCCCUGCAAUUCGUCACAAAAUCAAGACAUUGCACUGGGUCAUCCUCAUACUACACCUCAAAGUCGGACGACCCCAGUAUUUGUGCAUGAGGAUACUUAUAAUCGACAACAAUUCCCCUGACGAUGAUACUUGCUCUGCCCAACAAUUUUCCAUUUCCUUUCUGUUCUUGAGCUCUUGCCUUCCGACAUGGGGAUUGCCACUCAAAUCCCCAUUACAUGCAAUUAGCUGGACCUUGGAUCAUUGUCGCGAGAGGCUUCCACAUGAGGUGCUUCCAUCACUCGUUGGUCGUGCAUUCAAGGACAGCACUCAACUGCAGAAUUUAGGAUCAAAUGGUAGCUUGUCGGUGGUAGAUGAACAGCAUUCAAUUGCCAGUUAGCUGAGUGUCGUUACGAUAUUUUGCAGGCAUUGGUGAAGUGUCAUUCUGACUGUUGUUGUGUUACAAUGUUAGCAUCAACAUGUACUGAUGGACUCAUCACAAUUUAUGUAAUAUGCUGUUUGAUCA
Musa acuminata AAA Group (dessert banana) is the source of this 1142-nucleotide messenger RNA. RefSeq names its product protein VASCULATURE COMPLEXITY AND CONNECTIVITY-like. The transcript has 4 exons. The coding region runs from base 80 to 760 and encodes 226 amino acids. NCBI's taxonomy places the organism in Eukaryota, Viridiplantae, Streptophyta, Magnoliopsida, Zingiberales, Musaceae. The record is from RefSeq and is a predicted model, not a curated record.